Molecule: messenger RNA, 1914 nt
Organism: Schizophyllum commune H4-8
Lineage: Eukaryota; Fungi; Basidiomycota; Agaricomycetes; Agaricales; Schizophyllaceae
Product: NAD(P)-binding protein
Exons: 12
Coding region: 14-1819 (601 amino acids)
Molecular function (GO): oxidoreductase activity
Source: RefSeq, a predicted model, not a curated record
CUCAACCUCCACCAUGUCGCAGCUCUCGUUCAAGGGACACACCGUCGUUGUCACUGGUGCUGGCGGUGGCCUCGGUAAAGCGUACUCGCUCCUCUUUGCCUCCCGCGGCGCGAAUGUCGUCGUGAACGACUUCAACAAGGAUGCAGCGCAGAAGGUUGUGGAUGAGAUUGUGUCUGCUGGUGGAAAGGCUGUCGUGAACAACUCCUCCGUCACGGACGGCGCCGCAGUUAUCAAGACAGCGGUGGACGCAUUUGGCACUGUCACAAUCCUCAUCAACAAUGCGGGUAUCCUCCGGGACAAGGGCUUCAAGAACAUGUCCGACAAGGAGUGGGACCAGAUUAUGGAGGUCCACCUCAAGGGCGCCUACGCGUGCACUAAGGCCGCCUGGCCCAUCUUCCGCAAGCAGAAGUUCGGGCGCAUUGUCAACACAGCGAGUGCAGCGGGCCUGUACGGGAACUUCGGGCAAGCAAACUAUAGCGCGGCGAAGAUGGGCCUCGCUACCUUCACGAAGACCCUUGCGCGUGAGGGUGUGAAGUACAACAUUGGCUCCAUUUGCAUUGCACCGAUGGCUGCUUCCGCCAUGACUGAGACUGUCAUGCCGCCAGAGAUGCUUGCCAACUUGAAGCCUGACUAUGUCGCUCCCUUCGUCGCUGCCGUCUGCCACCCUAACGGCCCGGACGCCUCCGGCCGCAUCUUCGAGGUCGGCGCUGGCUAUGUUACUGAGAUCCGGUGGGAGCGUAGCGCUGGCACCGUCUUUAAGACCGACUCGACGUUCACCCCGUCCGCUGUGAAGGCCAAGUGGAACGAAAUCGUUGACUUCUCGAAGCCGGACUACCCGCAGACGAUGGCGGAUGUCGACAUUAGGUCCAAGCUUGAGAUAGCGGCGAAGCUGCCUGCCAACCCGCAGGCGACGCCGCCCGUCCGCUUCGACAACCAGACGGUCAUCAUCACUGGUGCCGGUGCCGGCCUGGGUCGCGCCUACGCGCUCAUGUACUCCAAGCUGGGCGCCAACGUCGUUGUGAACGAUGUCAGCGAGAAGGGUGCCAAUGCUGUCGUAGAGGAGAUCACGAAGGCCGGCGGCAAGGCAGCACCUGCGGUCUGCUCGGCGGAGGAUGGCGAGGCGAUCGUCAAGGUUGCGCUCGAGAAAUUCGGCGGCGUACACAUCCUCAUCGCGAACGCUGGUAUCCUGCGCGACAAGUCGUUUACUUCGAUGACUGAGCAGGAAUGGGACAUUGUGCUCGCGGUGCACCUGCGCGGGACGUACAAGUGCGCGAAAGCCGUGUGGCCGCACUUCCAGAAGCAGAAGUAUGGGCGCAUCGUAACGACGUGCUCGCAGGUGGGCUUGUACGGAAACUUUGGGCAGGCGAACUACUCGACGGCGAAGGCGGGCAUCAUGGGUUUGACGAAGACGCUGGCGAUUGAGGGCAAGAAAUACAACAUCAUCGCGAACACGAUCGCGCCGUCUGCAGGGACUGCGAUGACCGCGACGAUCUGGCCGCAAGAGAUGGUCGAUGCAUUCAAGCCCGACUUCGUCGCCCCCGUCGUCGGCUACUUGUCGAGCUCUGCGAACGAGGACACCACGGGCAGCGUCUUCGAGAUCUCGGGCGGCUGGGCAGCGCAGACGCGCUGGCAGCGGGCUGGUGGCCAUGGCUUCCCGACGAACAAGCCCUUGCGCCCGGAGGAUAUUGUGGCGAAGUGGAGCGUUAUCGCGAACUUCAACGACGGCCGUGCGCACUAUCCAACGUCGACACAGGAAGCGCUGGAGCAAAUCGUGGCAAACUUUGGGAAUCGCAGCGACGAGCCAAAGGCCAAGCUGUAAACAAACCUAUAUACCUUGCAUCUUGUACCCUGUCCGGAUGUCUGCUCAAUGUAACACUAUCAAUCUCCAUUUCGUUGCAGGCGCACUGGCAUUCA